GGCGCUUGUGGAGCAUGGGUACAACUGCCAGUGCAGCUCAACAGCCUGCCCCAAUAGUACCCCCCAGUGACAGCAUCCAAGGAAAUGGCAGUGGAAGUUCAAGUGGAGAAGACAGAAAUAGCCUGAGCAUUCAUUCAUUCCAGACAGUAGGCAUCCACAAUAAAGCAAAAUCCAUCAUCACCAAUAAAGUCGCCCCUGUAGUUAUAACGUACAAUUGUAAAGAAGAGUUCCAGAUUCAUGAUGAUUUGCUUAAAGCAAGUUACUCUGUUGGGAGGAUUUCUGAGACAAUGCCAGAACACUAUCUUGUACAGGGAAAAUAUUUUAUGGUUCAUGAUGUGUACAGCAAGCUAGAUGUGUUAAACACAACAAGCAGUUGCGGGGCACCUAAUUUCCGUCAAGCCAAAGGAGGUUAUGAAGUCUAUGGAAUGGGCCAGCCCAGCCUGAAUGGUUUUAAGCAAGUGUUACAGAAGCUACAGAAUGAUGGACAUAAGGAAUGUAUGUUCUUCUGUGUCCGUGAGGAGCCAGUUGUUUUCCUGAAGUUAGAAGGUGACUUUGUGCCUUACACUCCUAGAAAAAAGGAGAAUUUGCAUGAAAAUUUGCACAAUUUAGAGAAAGGCCUACGAGUGGAGAAUCUGGAACUUGCUAUUCGGAAAGAGCUGUAUGACUUUGCCCAGCUGAGUGGGAACAGUUAUUUUGUAUAUAAUGACAUUGAACAUUUUAAAGAUGAACCUCACGCUAUUAAGAUUGAGUGUGAAGAAGAUACACAUGUAACAGAAGAAGUAUACAACAGACCUGUGUUCUUACUUCCAUCCUACAGGUACCAUCGAUUACCCUUACCAGUGGAUGGUGCACCCAUAGAAUCUCAGUUUGAUGCUUUUGUAAAUUUUCUCAGGGAAAACCCAUGUCUCUUGCUGCUUCGUGAUGCCAGCUGCCCUCCACCA
Molecule: messenger RNA, 941 nt
Organism: Staurois parvus
Lineage: Eukaryota; Metazoa; Chordata; Amphibia; Anura; Ranidae
Source: the annotation of a GenBank genome assembly